This is a messenger RNA of Phytophthora sojae, 672 nucleotides long. RefSeq lists its product as hypothetical. The transcript has a single exon. The record is from RefSeq and is a predicted model, not a curated record. Lineage: Eukaryota; Oomycota; Peronosporomycetes; Peronosporales; Peronosporaceae. The annotation marks the transcript as partial.
GAUCCGGGUCCGUGGACGGCCGUGUGGAUUCCCCACGACAAGGUGCAGCCGUUCGCUCAGCCGGAGCCUGUCACGAUUUCCGAGAAGGCCGGAGUCAAGUUCAAACCGCAAAUUCGCAUCAUAAAUGGAUGCCACCCGUACCCUGCGGUGAACGAAGCCGGAGAGACGAGUGGAGGUCUCAAAACUACAGGCGGCCACAAUUCAAAGAGCAAGCGAUCUGGCUGGAACUCGCAAGUGUACGGUCGCUCCACGUGGUUCCGAGGCGUCUGGGCCAUCAUGUACUCGUGGUAUUUCCCCAAGGACUCGCCUUCCCAUGGUCUGGGCCACCGCCACGACUGGGAGCACGUCAUUGUGUGGAUCGACAACCCGGACGCGUCCGAGCCAAAGAUCUUGGCGGUGACCCCGUCAGCUCACGGUGACUACCAGAAGUAUGCCCCUCCGAACGCUAACACCGUGGAUGGUACAAGUGCAAAGGUGGUCUACGAGAGCCACUGGCCGAUGAACCACGAGUUGAGUGUGACGUCAGAUAGUGGGGAGUUCCAAGACUUGAUCAUGUGGAGCCAGAUGUCGGAGAACGCUCGCCGCGCAUUUAACUCGGUCAGUUUUGGGAAAGCCAACACGCCCAUGAACGACUGGGGCUUCGAGGACAGACUGGGGAAAGCGUGGCCUUUC